Messenger RNA from Anguilla anguilla (European eel), 5164 nucleotides. RefSeq names its product myosin-10-like. Gene Ontology annotation, molecular function: ATP binding; cytoskeletal motor activity; protein binding. Bases 192 to 5135 code for a protein of 1647 amino acids. NCBI's taxonomy places the organism in Eukaryota, Metazoa, Chordata, Actinopteri, Anguilliformes, Anguillidae. The record is from RefSeq and is a predicted model, not a curated record. The transcript is spliced from 34 exons. Gene Ontology annotation, cellular component: myosin complex.
UGGAGAAAUCCCGAGCCAUUCGCCAGGCCAAAGAUGAGAGGACCUUCCACAUCUUCUACCAGCUGCUGGCAGGGGCUGGAGAGCACCUCAAAUCCGAUCUGCUCCUGGAGGGGCUCAAUAGCUACCGCUUCCUGUCCAACGGAAACAUUCCCAUCCCCGGCCAGCAGGACAAGGACAACUUCCAGGAGACCAUGGAGGCCAUGCACAUCAUGAGCUUCUCCCACGACGAGAUCCUGGCCAUGCUGAAGGUGGUGUCCUCAGUGCUGCAGUUUGGGAACAUCGUGUUCAAGAAGGAGAGGAACACAGACCAGGCCUCCAUGCCUGAGAACACAGCUGCCCAGAAGCUGUGCCACCUGCUGGGCUUGAACGUGAUGGAGUUCACCCGCGCCAUCCUCUCCCCGCGAAUCAAGGUCGGCAGGGACUACGUCCAGAAAGCACAGACCAAAGAGCAGGCGGACUUCGCCGUGGAGGCCCUGGCCAAGGCCACCUACGAGAGGCUGUUCCGCUGGCUGGUACACCGCAUCAACAAGGCCCUGGACAGGACCAAGCGCCAGGGCGCCUCCUUCAUCGGCAUCCUGGACAUCGCCGGGUUCGAGAUCUUCCAGCUGAACUCCUUUGAGCAGCUGUGCAUCAACUACACCAACGAGAAGCUGCAGCAGCUGUUCAACCACACCAUGUUCAUCCUGGAGCAGGAGGAGUACCAGAGGGAGGGCAUCGAGUGGAGCUUCAUCGACUUCGGCCUGGACCUGCAGCCUUGCAUCGACCUCAUCGAGAGGCCGGCGAACCCCCCUGGCGUGCUGGCCCUGCUGGACGAGGAGUGCUGGUUCCCCAAGGCCACGGAUAAGACCUUCGUGGAGAAGCUGGUGCAGGAGCAGGGCACCCACCCCAAGUUCCAGAAACCCAGGCAGCUGAAGGACAAGGCCGACUUCUGCAUCAUCCACUACGCCGGCAGGGUGGACUACAAGGCCGACGAGUGGCUGAUGAAGAACAUGGACCCCCUGAACGACAACGUGGCCACGCUGCUCCAUCAGUCCACCGACAAGUUCGUGGCGGAGCUGUGGAAGGACGUGGACCGCAUCGUGGGCCUGGACCAGGUGGCCGGGAUGAACGAGACCGCCUUCGGGGCGACCUACAAGACCAAGAAGGGCAUGUUCCGCACGGUGGGGCAGCUGUACAAGGAGUCCCUCACCAAGCUGAUGGCCACCCUGAGGAACACCAACCCCAACUUCGUCCGCUGCAUCAUCCCCAACCACGAGAAAAGGGCGGGUAAGCUGGACCCGCACCUGGUCCUGGACCAGCUGAGGUGCAACGGUGUUCUGGAGGGGAUCCGCAUCUGCAGACAGGGCUUCCCCAACCGCAUCGUCUUCCAGGAGUUCAGACAGAGGUAUGAGAUCCUCACCCCCAACGCCAUCCCCAAGGGCUUCAUGGACGGCAAGCAGGCCUGUGAGAGGAUGAUCCGAGCCCUGGAGCUGGACCCGAACCUGUUCCGGAUCGGCCAGAGCAAGAUCUUCUUCCGGGCCGGGGUCCUGGCCCACCUGGAGGAGGAGCGGGACCUGAAGAUCACCGACAUCAUCAUCUACUUCCAGUCCGUGUGCCGCGGCUACCUGGCGCGCAAAGCCUUCGCUAAGAAGCAGCAGCAGCUCAGUGCCCUGAAGGUGCUGCAGAGGAACUGCGCAGCCUACCUGAAACUGCGCCACUGGCAGUGGUGGAGGCUCUUCACCAAGGUGAAGCCACUGCUCCAGGUGACCCGGCAGGAGGAGGAGAUGCAGGCCAAGGAUGAGGAGCUGAUCAGGGUGAAGGAGAAGCAGAGCAAGGUGGAGGGAGAGCUGGUGGAGAUGGAGAGGAAGCACCAGCAGCUGACGGAGGAGAAGAACAUCCUGGCGGAGCAGCUGCAGGCGGAGACGGAGCUGUUCGCGGAGGCGGAGGAGAUGCGCGCCCGCCUGGCCGCCAAGAAGCAGGAGCUGGAGGAGAUCCUGCACGACCUGGAGUCCCGCGUGGAGGAGGAGGAGGAGCGGAACCAGAGCCUGCAGAACGAGAAGAAGAAGAUGCAGUCGCACAUCCAGGACCUGGAGGAGCAGCUGGAUGAGGAGGAGGCCGCCCGGCAGAAGCUGCAGCUGGAGAAGGUGACGGCUGAAGCCAAGAUCAAAAAGAUGGAGGAGGACAUCCUGCUCCUGGAGGACCAGAACUCCAAGUUCAUUAAGGAGAAGAAACUUCUGGAGGACCGAGUGGGCGAGAUCACCUCCCUGCUCGCCGAGGAGGAGGAGAAGGCCAAGAACCUGGGCAAGCUGAAGAACAAGCAGGAGAUGAUGAUGGUGGACCUGGAAGAGCGUCUGAAGAAGGAGGAGAAGACGAGGCAGGAGCUGGAGAAGGCCAAGAGGAAGCUGGACGCCGAGACCACGGACCUGCAGGACCAGAUCGCCGAGCUGCAGGCCCAGAUCGAGGAGCUCAAGGUCCAGCUGGCCAAGAAGGAGGAGGAGCUGCAGGCUGCACUGGCCAGGGGCGACGAGGAGGCGGCGCAGAAGAACAACGCGCUGAAGCAGGUGCGGGAGCUGCAGGCGCAGCUGGCCGAGCUGCAGGAGGACCUGGAGUCGGAGAAGGCCUCGCGCAACAAGGCCGAGAAGCUGAAGAGGGACCUGGGGGAGGAGCUGGAGGCGCUGAAGACCGAGCUGGAGGACACGCUGGACACCACCGCCGCGCAGCAGGAGCUCAGGACCAAGCGGGAGCAGGAAGUGGCUGAGCUGAAGAAGGCCAUCGACGAGGAGACCAAGAACCACGAGUCCCAGAUCCAGGAGAUGCGGCUGAGGCACUCCACUGCGCUGGAGGAGCUGUCCGAGCAGCUGGAGCAGGCCAAGAGGUUCAAGUCCAACCUGGAGAAGAACAAGCAGACCCUGGAGAGCGACAACAAGGAGCUGGCGGUGGAGGUGAAGGGGCUGCAGCAGGUCAAGGCCGAGUCGGAGCACAAGAGGAAGAAGCUGGAGGCGCAGCUGCAGGAGAUCAUGGCCAGGGUGACGGAGGGCGAGCGGUCCAAGAGCGAGCUGGUGGAGCGCACCCACAAGCUGCAGGCGGAGUUGGACAACGUGUCGGCCCUGCUGGAGGAGGCUGAGAAGAAGGGAAUCAAACUGGCCAAGGACGCCUCCAGCCUGGAGAGCCAGCUGCAGGACACCCAGGAGCUGCUGCAGGAGGAGACGCGUCAGAAGCUGAACCUGAGCAGCCGCAUCCGACAGCUGGAGGAGGAGAAGAGCGGCCUGCAGGAGCAGCAGGAGGAGGAAGAGGAGACGCGCAGGAACCUGGAGAAGCAGCUGGCCAGCCUGCAGGCCCAGCUGGUUGAGACCAAGAAGAAGCUGGAGGAUGACGUGGGGGUGAUGGACGGUCUAGAGGAGGCGAAGAGGAAGCUGCAGAAGGACAUGGAAUGCACCUCCCAGAGGCUGGAGGAGAAGGCCAUGGCCUUCGACAAGAUGGAGAAGACCAAGAACCGCCUGCAGCAGGAGCUGGACGACCUGAUGGUGGACCUGGACCAUCAGAGGCAGAUCGUCUCCAACCUGGAGAAGAAGCAGAAGAAGUUUGACCAGAUGCUGGCGGAGGAGAAGAGCAUCUCGGCUCGCUACGCGGAGGAGCGGGACCGGGCGGAGGCGGAGGCCCGGGAGAAGGACACCAAGGCCCUGUCCAUGGCCCGCGCCCUGGAGGAGGCUCUGGAGGCCAAGGAGGAGUUCGAGAGGCUCAACAAGCAGCUCCGCGCCGAGAUGGAGGACCUCAUGAGCUCCAAGGACGACGUGGGGAAGAACGUGCACGAGCUGGAGAAGUCGAAGCGCACCCUGGAGCAGCAGGUGGAGGAGAUGCGCACGCAGCUGGAGGAGCUGGAGGACGAGCUGCAGGCCACGGAGGACGCCAAGCUGCGGCUGGAGGUCAACAUGCAGGCCAUGAAGGCGCAGUUCGACAGGGACCUGCUGGCCCGCGACGAGAUGGGAGAGGAGAAGAAGAGACAGCUGGUCAAACAGGUGAGGGAGAUGGAGGCGGAGCUUGAGGACGAGCGCAAGCAGAGGGCGCUGGCCGUGGCCGCCAAGAAGAAGAUGGAGAUGGACCUCAAAGACCUGGAGGCUCAGAUCGAGGCAUCGAACAAGGCCCGGGACGAAGCCAUCAAACAGCUGCGCAAGCUCCAGGCCCAGAUGAAGGACUAUCAGAGGGAGCUGGAGGAAGCCCGCGCCUCCCGCGACGAGAUCUUCACCCAGUCCAAGGAGAACGAGAAGAAGCUGAAGAGCCUGGAGGCCGAGAUUCUGCAGCUGCAGGAGGACCUGGCGGCCUCAGAGAGGGGCCGGCGCCAUGCUGAGCAGGAGCGGGAUGAGCUGGCCGACGAAAUCUCCAACAGCGCCUCUGGGAAGUCCGCGCUGCUGGAUGAGAAGCGGAGGCUGGAGGCGCGGAUCGCCCAGCUGGAGGAGGAGCUGGAGGAGGAGCAGAGCAACAUGGAGCUGCUCAACGACCGCUUCCGCAAGACCACCAUGCAGGUGGACACCCUGAACACGGAGCUGGUGGGCGAGCGCAGCGCGGCCCAGAAGAGCGAGAACGCUCGGCAGCAGCUGGAGCGCCAGAACAAGGAGCUGAAGCUGAAGCUGCAGGAGCUGGAGGGCUCCGUCAAGUCCAAGUUCAAGGUCACCAUCGCCGCCCUGGAGGCCAAGAUCCUCCAGCUGGAGGAGCAGCUGGAGCAGGAGGCCAAGGAGAGAGCCGCUGCCAACAAGAUCGUGCGCCGCACGGAGAAGAAGCUGAAGGAGGUGUUCAUGCAGGUGGAGGAUGAGCGUCGCCAUGCCGACCAGUACAAGGAGCAGAUGGAGAAGGCAAACUCCAGGAUGAAGCAGCUGAAGAGGCAGCUGGAGGAGGCGGAGGAGGAGGCCACCCGCGCCAACGCCAACCGCAGGAAGCUGCAGCGGGAGCUGGAGGACGCCACCGAGGCCAGCGAGGGCCUGAGCCGCGAGGUGCACACGCUGAAGAACCGCCUCAGGCGCGGCGGGCCAAUCAGCUUCUCCUCCAGCCGCUCGGGCCGCCGGCAGCUGCAGGUGGAGGGCGCCUCGGUCGAGCUGUCGGACGACGACGCCGACAGCAAGGCCAGCGACGUCAACGAGACGCAGGCGUCGCCGGCCGAGUAGAGCGGCCCCCGGGACCCACCCCCCAAACA